Magnolia sinica is the source of this 1555-nucleotide messenger RNA. Its product is annotated as NAC domain-containing protein 105-like. Bases 359 to 1312 code for a protein of 317 amino acids. Gene Ontology annotation, molecular function: DNA binding. Gene Ontology annotation, biological process: regulation of DNA-templated transcription. The record is from RefSeq and is a predicted model, not a curated record. The transcript is spliced from 4 exons. Lineage: Eukaryota; Viridiplantae; Streptophyta; Magnoliopsida; Magnoliales; Magnoliaceae.
AAAUAUCUUGGGCCACAAAAGAUCGGUGGGAGGGGUGGCGUGACGAUUCGUUGUUCACGCCGUCCAAACCUCCUUUCACCUCUGCCACCCCACGCGUAAUCGAUAACACCCUCUCCUUCCCUUAUAUUUUCUAUCUUUCAUGCCUUCCCUCCUCACAACAUUUCUUCCACAACAACAAUAACAAAAAACAUCUCUCUCUCUCUCUCUCUCUCUCUCUCUCUCUCUCUCUCUCAAACAGAUAAUACAAAAAGAAAAACUGCCCAACAUCUCAAAACCUACGUAGAUCACCAUAGAAAAGAACGCAACCGAGAUACUCUGAAGGAUAUCUGCUUCAAGCCUACCGAAGAAUCACGGACCAAUGGAAGUGGAGUCAUGUGUCCCACCUGGAUUUAGAUUCCAUCCAACAGAAGAAGAGCUUGUGGGUUAUUACCUAACCAGGAAAGUUGCUUCUCAAAAGAUUGAUUUAGGGGUCAUCACAGACGUUGAUCUCUACAGAAUAGAGCCAUGGGAUCUCCAAGAAAGAUGCAAGCUUGGUUAUGAAGAGCAAAGUGAAUGGUACUUCUUCAGUCACAAAGAUAAGAAGUAUCCGACCGGAACUCGAACAAAUAGAGCUACUGCAGCUGGAUUUUGGAAGGCGACGGGCCGCGAUAAGGCAGUGAUUUCAAAGAUGAAAAUAAUAGGAAUGAGGAAGACAUUGGUGUUCUAUAAGGGACGCGCACCCAAUGGAAGAAAAACCGAUUGGAUCAUGCACGAAUACCGUCUCCAGACGACCGAACAUGCGCCCCCACAGGAUGAAGGAUGGGUGGUGUGCCGUGCAUUCAAGAAGCAAAGUCCUAAUCAAAGGCGGACCUUCGACGGUUGGAAUCCUGCUUACUAUAUUAGAGAUCCCAACCACGCCGGGUUUCAACCACUUACAGACACAUUCAGCCCUUCACAAUUUGUGGACAGUUAUCAUGGUGCCCAUUCCCAUGAACAAUCCUACUGUGGUGACCAAGAUCUCCAAUUGAAGCCAAAUUACUCGAGUCAACUCAUCGAACUUCCACAGCUAGAAAGCCCUUCUCUGUCCACCUGUCUAGCCAAUAAAGAAGGCUUUGAAGCUAGCAUUCCGACCAACGGUGAUCAAUGCAACAACAAAGAUGAUUAUGGACCGCAGUUCAUUGAUUGGAAAGCGCUUGACAAACUACUUGCGUCGCAACUAAAUGAUGUGUCAUCAUGUCCCAGCUCAAAUGUGCCACUUAUCCCCUUUGAUCAUUACGAGCCCGAUGCUAUAAACCAUGGAAACCACUUUGUCUCUUCAUUUCCCAAUUCGUAAUUAUCAUCGAUAUAAAAGAUAACGGUCUGAUUUUUCGGAGACUCGUUGAAUUGCAAGUGUUUAGAAUUUUCAAAUAAUACAUAAGAAGUAUAUUAGAGGCAAAGCUAAUUCUCUUGGUAAAUGGGGAUUUGCAAAGCUAAUCUCCUAGUGUUCUAAGCUUCUUGUUUAAUAGAUUAAUCCACUUUUUCAGUGUAUUUUAACAGUUUUUAUGGUGCAUGGAUAGCUCCCUCUUGAACCUUUAGA